Molecule: messenger RNA, 1452 nt
Organism: Cydia amplana
Lineage: Eukaryota; Metazoa; Arthropoda; Insecta; Lepidoptera; Tortricidae
Exons: 10
Coding region: 1-1452 (483 amino acids)
Source: RefSeq, a predicted model, not a curated record
AUGCAGCGCAGCGACCGCUGGCCGUCGGACUACGACCCGGACCCGCGCUCGCGGCGCGGCUCGGCGUCUUCUAGAGGGUCCAAGAAGAAGUCACCUCCUGCUUCGGCUACUUCUACCCCGAAGAAGGUCACCAAGCCGCAGAACUUGGACUUUGUUGUUACUGGGAAACAGCUGCUAAAGAAGGGUGACCGCGCCAACUCCCUCCCGGGCUCGUACCGCCGCCGUCCCUCCCUCGACACCCCUAAAACCAGGAAACUCCCUUCGCCGAAGAGACUGAACGAGUCCCAGUCUUCCAAGAGCCGGGAGACUUCGCUGGAAGACGACGUGUCACUUGAACUUAGUCAGGUCUCUCUGGGAACCCCGAGGACCCAGAAACCUUCUCCGAAGGCCUUGUCCAACGAGUCCCGGUCUUCUAAACGCGACACGUCGACGGAAGACAUGACUUUGGAACUCAGUCAGGUAUCAGAUUUCGAAGAUACGAACUCAAAAUACGGCGUAAAGAAAUUCAGCGCACUGGCUACAUCCACCCCGAAGAAGAGAGCGUCCCUCCCGCAACCCUGCAAGUGGGACAAGGAUAGUGGGCAGAGUGGGCAGAAGACUGGGCGGAGCGUCAGCGUGUGUAGACCGCCUAGUGCUAGUUAUAGGCCGUCGACAGAACCGGACUACUCCUCAGUGUCUCCCGAGUACUCGCAGUCCUCGGCGGAGACCUCCCCCGCUCAGACCAAGAUGGAGUGCAGCCAGGACUUGUCUAGUUGCUGCGUCAGCACCUGGCUCGAAGAUGAUGACACGAGAGUGGAGACCCGCCGAGCCGACGGCGAGUGGAACACGUUCUGGGUGAACUACAACAACUCUAUCGCUAAGGUCCCCAUGAAGAGUUACUAUGACCAGUGCCCGACGCCGUAUCGGACGGAAAAUAUCGAGUUGGCAGAUUUAGAUUUCUCUGAAACCUCCCGAAAGCGCUCCCCCGAAGACAUGAAAAACAUCAACAGCAUCAUCCGGAACGAGGGUCUCCACCUCACCCCCCGAGAGACGCAGAACAUCAUCAAAUGCGCACAUAUCCUGGGCAACGUACUGAGUACGGCCAUAGAGAGAAGGUCCAGGGAGAAGGAAGAACCGGAUAAAGUGCAAGAACUGCAGGUUGACACUGAGGCUGACACAGAAAAAGACCAAAAGAAAAAAUCAAUGACACUAAACCUGAAAGAGACAAACGUACCCGCCGAAGUUAAAGAGGAAAAGAGAAGCGAGACCGUGACCACACAAACUGAUAUUUCUCUACCGAACACGAAGAGCGCGCCGAGAAUCUUCGAGAAUAUUCUCAGGCAGUUAUCGAGAAGUUCCAUAGACGAGGCGUCUUUGAGGAAGGCGAAGGAAAGUUUGGAAGUUGAGAAGAAGGAAGAAAUUGAUAAAAAGGAAGAAAGAAAGGCGAAGGAAAAGAAAAGUGAGACGAAGUAA